AAAAAAAUAGUUUAAUAGAAGGGGGAGGCUUUAAGACUGUCUUUUCUUCCUCUAUCCGCUGGGCGGUAGUUAAGUCAAGAUGCCGGAAUCUAGAGUCGCUGUCUUUCUCGGUGUUGAUAUCGGCAUCACAAUGCUGGCUCUAGGCGUGGUUGUACUGAGAGUCGUGAAUCGAUGGUCGAGGGGCCGCCUGGCGAUUUCAGACUAUUUGGUGAGCAUAGCUAUGCUCGCUGCUAUUAUACAUAUGAUUCUUGAUAUCAUCAUCACAGCUCGGUUUGGCUAUGCUCGCCACCAAAAAGACCUCCCACCCAGCCUCCAAGGAUCCUACAAGACCUCUCUCAUGUUUUGGCUCAUCCAAAUUUUCACCAAACUCCCCUUAUUGUUCAGCAAGCUCUCUUUGACAUUUGUCUAUCACGAUCUCAUGGACCCCCGCCUCGAAUUUACCCUGAUCAGAAUCUCCCGUGCGGUCAACUACUUUCUCAUGGUCGUUAUCGCAGGCUUCUUCACCGCCGCCACGCUCGUGAGUAUGUUCGCCUGCAACCCGAUCUACAAGAGCUGGCUGCCCAAGACUCCGGGCAAAUGCAUCGAUACGACUAUCAUGUUCAACUAUGUCACUAGCGGUAUCAACAUCUUCACCAGCGCAUGCCUCAUUUGCAUCCCUUUGCCGGUGCUAUAUCUGUCUAAGAACAAGGGGAUCGAGGUUAAACAACUCACAGCCCUGGUCCUUUUUGGGUUGAUCGACACCGCAAUCUCCAUCAUCCGCCUCCGCAUGAUCGCAGAUCUUCAAAACGUUAAAAAAGACUUCACCUGCAUGUACCCGCAUCCUGGCAUAUGGCUUAUCAUCCCCACUCACAUUAUUAUCGUCGUUGAAAUGAAUAUUACAAUCAUCGCCGCCUCCGUUGUCGUCAUGCGGCCUGCCUUCAAAGCCAUAUUCGAGUUCUUCUUGUCUUUACGUGGCAGCCACAAGAAGUCCAGCAAUGAGGAGUCCAUUAGCAGCAGAGAACAGCCGAAUCAGGAGAUUCGUGUGGUAAGAGAGUUCGAGUUGGCGAGCGAGAAUGACAGUAAGGAGCAUAUACUUUUAGGUAAUCUUUGAGUUGGGAUUAUAUCAGUUGCGCUAUUUUAGACGAAUGGUAAUGCUAUAACGUCCGUUUUCAAGUAUCAAGUUCAACCGUUGCAGUUAUGUAUUUUCAGCUAUUUUAUUAACUAUUGUGGUCUUAAAGCAGUCUAGGGUAAAUGAAUUAUAUGUACC
Molecule: messenger RNA, 1246 nt
Organism: Trichoderma asperellum CBS 433.97
Lineage: Eukaryota; Fungi; Ascomycota; Sordariomycetes; Hypocreales; Hypocreaceae
Source: RefSeq, a predicted model, not a curated record